Coccomyxa subellipsoidea C-169 is the source of this 1982-nucleotide messenger RNA. RefSeq names its product glycoside hydrolase. The record is from RefSeq and is a predicted model, not a curated record. Bases 48 to 1535 code for a protein of 495 amino acids. The transcript has 12 exons. Gene Ontology annotation, molecular function: hydrolase activity, hydrolyzing O-glycosyl compounds. Gene Ontology annotation, biological process: carbohydrate metabolic process. NCBI's taxonomy places the organism in Eukaryota, Viridiplantae, Chlorophyta, Trebouxiophyceae, Coccomyxaceae.
CUUGAGGAGUAAAGUGGCGUGAGGGUAUCUCUCGCAGCAUUGACACGAUGCGAGGCACCAUGGGCUUGAGUGCCUGCCUCGUGCUGCUGGCCAUGCUGCCGUCCGCGCUGUGCUUGGGCAACGAACUAGCGCUCACACCGACUAUGGGUUUCAACACCUGGAAUGCCUUUGGCAGCGAUAUUAGCGAGCAGCUUAUAUUACAAACAGCAGGCUUCAUGAGGAACAUGAGUCUCGUUCAGCUGGGUUACGACCUCAUCGUGCUCGACGAUGGCUGGUCCACCAAGGAGCGUGGAAUAGAUGGAAAAUUGCAGCCAGACCCCAAGAAGUUUCCUUCUGGCUUGAAGGAGCUUUCAAACCGCCUGGCUGGGAUGGGAAUCAAGCUGGGGUUGUUUGGGGAUGCUGGCACGAGGACUUGCGGUGGAGCAGCUGCCAGCUAUGGCCAGGAGAAGCUGGACGCUGCCACUUUUGCCAGCUGGGGCAUAUCAUACCUCAAGUAUGACAACUGUUACGCGCCGAAGAAGGACAAGGAGAGCGUGAGAGGGAGGUUUGCUGUGAUGAGGGACGCCCUCAACGCGACUGGGCACCCCAUCACCUACGCAAUCGAUGACUGGGGCGUGACAAACACCUGGACCUACGGCACCACGGUGGCGAACUCGUGGCGCACGACCGCUGGGCUGACAGACCAGCUGCAGGCGACGUGGGAGGGUAUCCUGCGCGUGCUCGACAACAGCGCCGGCCUCGGCCGCUUCGCCGCCCCCGGUGGAUGGAACAACCUGGACCUGCUGGCGGUCGGAGAGCCGGUGAGUGAGGACCUCACAGUGGAGGAGAUGCAGUCCCACUUCGCCCUAUGGGCCAUCGUAAAGUCACCCCUCUUCAUCAGCGCUGACCUCAGGCAAAUCACAAAGACUGCGCUGGACAUCCUGAAGUCUGACGAGCUCAUAGCGGUCAACCAGGACCCCCUGGGCGUCGCAGGAGACCUCAUCUGGAAGCAGGGCGCCAAUGAGAUUUGGGGCGCGGGAUUGAGCGGUGGUGCGCGCGCGGUGGCGUUGCUGAACCGCCAUUUUGAUGAGGACCCGCAGUUUGACAACUCCUCCAUCACCCUCCACUGGCACCACCUGGGCUGGGAGGGUGACAUGGCGGUAACUGUGAGGGACCUGUACGCCAAGAAGGACCUGGGACUUUUCACCCACAACUUCACAGCUGUCAUCCCCUAUCACGGAGUGCUCGCCCUCAAGCUCACACCCAGCAAGUAUGUGAACAGCUUUGACCAGUGGCGGCCGUGGGACUGCGGCAUCGAGACCGAUGACGGCGCCCACGGCGUGUGGGCAUGCUUCAGCCACACAGCGCUGGACAAGCCCAUGCUGUAUGGGACUCUGCCGAUCACCAAGACGGUGGCGGCAGCGCUCGGAGCGGUCAUUGCAGUCCUGGCUGUGGCCAUCGUAGGCCUUGCAGUCGGCUGGAGGCUCUCCGUCACGCGCAACAGGAAAAGCUACAAGAAGUGGAAUGAGGAGACUGCAGCAGCAGCUUCAUCGUGAGGCAUUGCUGCAAUGAAGCAGGCGAAAGAGCAGAGUGCAGCCAAACGAGGACGCCAGGCCUAAGCAGGGGCACAUGUGCAGUGCACUGCUGUAGUGCCAUGAGUGAUUCCAAUCUGUGGCAACUGUACUGCAUGUCAGGUAUUUGCUUUUUGCAUGCACACCGUAUAUGUGACAUUUGAAGGGCGUCAAUUUGUUUGCUGUCAUUGUUUGGGUUUCAAUGUUUACAACUUCCAAGGAAAGUCCUGGGGCUGUCUAGAAUGAACGAGUGCAGCCACAAGAGGCUGCUGUCACUCCAUUGGACGAGGCUAUGGUAGGAUCAGCUGCGUCAGUCAUUGGGACAGAGCUCUUUGCAAUGCAUGAAAUUGUCUUGCCCAGAUCCAUUGCAAAGGGUGUAGGAUUGCAGUAUUAAUCCGCCUCGCUUUGUACACUGUAAUUGUGCUAAUACCU